This is a messenger RNA of Geodia barretti, 1135 nucleotides long. The record is from the annotation of a GenBank genome assembly. NCBI's taxonomy places the organism in Eukaryota, Metazoa, Porifera, Demospongiae, Tetractinellida, Geodiidae.
AGCGCGAUCAUCCACUGUUUUUUGCGGACUCCUUCAUCAACCCUCCGAAUCAAUUUACUAGAACGCUGCUAUAAUGCGUGCGACAGUAUUUCUACCUUUGGUGUGCGUGCUGCUGUGCGCAGUUUGUCAGCAUGGCACCUACGCCUGCCCUUCUACCUGGAAUGGAUCACCGUGCCAAGUCUGCCGAGCUUUUGCCGCAGCCCUUAUCCACCAUACUGAUAGAGGCACGGUGACACACCAAAAUGUCGUCAGUCGCUGUAACACUGUGUUGGGGCAGACGUACGAGGGCUGCCAAUUCGGCACGAGGUGCUCGACCUACUACACAAGCAAUUUCGGUAGCAUGUCAAACGAUUUGAGUAACAACCAAAACGCAGAUUCUGCCUACCUGUGUCGACACGUUUGCAAUGGCAUGUCGAUGGUGCAGUUGACAGCCGAAAAGGACGCAAACCUUCAACAACGCGUUGGAAGCGAGAAAAGGUUCUUUGAUGUGCUGAUGUCCGAGAUGCGAAGCACCCCACGGCAGAGCGAGUGCAAUAAGUGCAAAAGUGUUUCGUACACUGUUUCCGUCUCAUUGGUCAACAUUGAUGAAAAACUAAUGAAUACCCUAAUAACCUCGAGAGAGGUUACGAGAGCAGCGAUGCGUUUAUGCGCUGUCUGAUAGAGCGAUCUGACCCGGAUAAACCAGUCUGGCACCAGAGCUGUUUCUGUAAAACACUCGUCUACGACCUCUAUAACAGUCCUCUUAUGAAAACCGUGAGUUGAGGACCUUUCUCUUUCUUGACUUUAGUAAAGUGCACUGGCGUUACCUUAGCGCUAAUUUUUCGCGCGCCGCGGCCAUCAUUGGUGCAGUUGGCCGUGUGAUCGUGUCUUUAUACCUUCGUAUAUACGUACGUACUAGGGUCUAUCAUCAGGUGAAACGAUCUGUGAAAGUAUUGGACGAUGCCCCAAAUGCGAAACGGCCAAGUUCUUCGACAUAUUCUCAAGCGGACCUGCGAUGGAGUAGCUGAAUCUCUGCGCAAAGACUGACAGAUUAACCACUGUACAUCUAGUUUAGUGUGUAACCUUACAGAUUAGAGUGUGUAAUGACCCUUUCAUGUAUAUCUACAGCAGUGUCACGAUAUUCAAUUCAGAAAAU